Messenger RNA from Gavialis gangeticus (Gharial), 1221 nucleotides. It is a transcript of the gene TIMM23B, whose product is annotated as translocase of inner mitochondrial membrane 23 homolog B. The transcript is spliced from 7 exons. The coding region runs from base 69 to 692 and encodes 207 amino acids. Gene Ontology annotation, cellular component: mitochondrial inner membrane; TIM23 mitochondrial import inner membrane translocase complex. Gene Ontology annotation, biological process: protein import into mitochondrial matrix. The record is from RefSeq and is a predicted model, not a curated record. Gene Ontology annotation, molecular function: transmembrane protein transporter activity. NCBI's taxonomy places the organism in Eukaryota, Metazoa, Chordata, Crocodylia, Gavialidae.
UGACGGCAGCUGCCGCAGCAGGGAGUGCGGAGGAAUUGCGUGGUCGCGGCUCGGGGCCGGUGGCCGCUAUGGAGGGUGGUGGUAAUACGUCUAGGGGUUCCGGGCUUGGCAGCCUCUUCGGGGCUGGGGGCCCGGGCUACUCGCACGCAGACCUGGCUGGCGUGCCCCUGACUGGAAUGAGCCCAUUGUCUCCUUAUUUAAAUGUGGACCCCAAGUAUUUAAUACAGGAUACAGAUGAGUUUAUUUUACCUACAGGAGCUAACAAAACUCGGGGCAGGUUUGAGUUGGCCUUUUUCACCAUUGGAGGCUGUUGUAUGACAGGGGCUGCAUUCGGUGCACUAAAUGGUCUGCGGCUGGGUGUGAAGGAAACACAGAGCAUGGCCUGGUCCAAACCUAGAAACGUGCAAAUUUUAAAUAUGGUGACAAGGCAAGGGGCACUUUGGGCCAAUACUCUGGGAUCUUUGGCUCUGCUUUACAGUGCAUUUGGAGUGAUCAUAGAGAAAGCACGAGGUGCAGAAGAUGACUUGAACACUGUAGGUGCUGGGACCAUGACAGGAAUGCUGUAUAAAAGCACAGGUGGGGUGCGUGGAAUAGCACGAGGAGGCAUUGCAGGCUUGCUGCUUACUGGUCUCUAUGCUCUCUAUAACAACUGGGAGCACAUGAAGGGCUCAGUAGCACGACAGUCUCUCUGAGCAGAAUUUAUGAGGACUGGAGAUAGGAAAUGCUUAUGUAGUUCACCAAUCAAAUUGAUUGCAAAAAAAUCAGUCUGUUGUUCCUUCAUAUUUUAUAUACAAUGUGUGUGAAGCUGAAUGGCAGCUGUUGUACUGUGAGAGUUUGACACCUUUUACUGGGACUGGCACUUCAUUUCCAGCCAGCAGACUGCUGGAAGCAGUAGUACCUGGAGGACCAGCAAAGUGGCCAUUAACCUCCUUCUGAAGGCACAGUUACUUGGCUCUACAUCUUUGUCAUAUGGGCCUGAACUAGGUCUGCUUCCCUAACAUGGGUCAUGAAAUUAUCAGUGCUGUGCCACCAGGUUUGUUCAGUUAUGUGUACUAUGAUAGCACUGCUUUAUGACUAAUAAAAUGUGCACCUAGAGCAAAACACUGCAUUUCUUCCAACAGAAGCAAAUGGUGCUGUAGCCAAUGUCACUUCAGCUGGAACAAAUUGGAACCCUAGUCAGUAGUGGAAAAACUGUAGAUGAGGUUCUUACAGAUUACAGCA